GCCAUCAAUGACAGGAUUCUAUCCUUGGAUUACGGAAACUACAAGGCAGAGAUAAGAACUGCAGAUGCUCAGGAGUCCUACAAGGAAGGAGUGAUUGUUUUAGUAACAGGAUACUUAACUGGAAAGGACAACGUGAGAAGGAAAUUUACUCAAACCUUCUUUCUAGCUCCACAAGAGAAGGGCUACUUUGUCCUUAAUGACGUGUUUAGGUUUGUUGAGGAAAGUGAAUCAUUGGAGGUUAAUUCCAUGUCAGUUAAUGGCAUCAAUGACAAUACUCUUGUGCCCCCCUUGCCGUCAGAUCCAGAGCCCAUUCGUGGUCCUGAUCAUUCUGUAUUGGAGCCUGCUGUGACCUUUGAGGCUGAGGAUAUAAAUAAUGGCGCCGAAGUUUGUGAUCCCUCGGAUCAUGAGGAAGAAUCAGUUAUUGAAGGAGAGGUUAUUGACGAGCCCCCAACUCAUUCAAGUGAGAUUGAGGCUAAUACAGUUGUCAAUUCAGAUACUUCUGCAGCUCAAGAGGGGAAGAAAUCUUAUGCUGCAAUGGUGAAGGUAACUAAGGUUACUAAAGCAUUUACUCCAGUCUAUGUUCCUACCAGUAGCAACAGGGUGGCACCUGCAAAUGCUGAUCAACAGUCAGUGGGUCCUGCCAAACCAGCUCCUGAAUUAGAAGCAUCAGCUCCUGUUAGUGACAUUGCUCCUGAAAGUACCACUGCUCAUGAGGAAGUUGAAGGUCACUCCAUAUACAUACGGAACUUGCCUUUGAAUGCAACGGUUGCACAGCUUGAGGAGGAGUUCAUAAAAUUUGGGCGUAUUAAACAUGGUGGCAUCCAAGUCCGAAGUAACAAGCAACAGGGAUUUUGUUUUGGCUUUGUUGAGUUUGAAUCAUUGGAUUCCAUGCAGGCUGCUAUACAGGCCUCACCCCUAACAAUCAGGGGUCACCAAGCUGUUGUUGAGGAGAAGAGAACUACCACUCGAGUUGGCAGCAGCGGGAGAGGGAGGUACACUUCAGGCAGGGGUGGAUUCCGGAACGACAGCUUCAGGAGCCGUGGGAACUAUGGUGGUGGCAGGGCCUACAGCCGGAACGAGUUCAGAAACCAGGGGGAAUUUUCCGGCCGACCAAAGGGUCCGAGUGGACGAAAUGGAGAGGGUUACCAACGUGUUGAUCAAAAUGGAAGUGAGAGAGGCGGUCGUCAAGGUGGGAUGAAUAAUAAUAAGGGUGUUGCUUCAGGGUAACAAAGGUUAGUAAAUAUAUCUUGUCUGACAGGUGAUUUUUUGGCAGUAAAUGGGGGAUAUUUCUGUUUCUUAGUCUUGGACUGGUGUUUCUAUUUUUAUUAUGUCAACCCCUAUUUUUAUUGUUGGGAUCGUGAUUAGGUUACAUGAGUUAGUAAGUUGUUCGGUGCAUUUGAGGAUUCUUCUUCCAUCAAUGAUGUGAAAAAUGUGUUAUGAUCU
This is a messenger RNA of Camellia sinensis, 1443 nucleotides long. NCBI's taxonomy places the organism in Eukaryota, Viridiplantae, Streptophyta, Magnoliopsida, Ericales, Theaceae. The record is from RefSeq and is a predicted model, not a curated record.